AUGGUAAGUUAUAAGCUCAUCGCGGAAUUGGAAGUAGCAGCUUCGGCUGACGACGUAUGGGGAGUAAUUGGCGCCAAAGAUGCUCCUCAAUUCUUUAUGAAUGCACUUCCAGGCAUGUUCGAAAAGAUAGAGAUUCUUGAAGGUGAUGGUGGUGUUGGUACCGUUCUUCUUAUCGUCUAUCCUGAAGGAUCGGUGCCGCUAACAAACGAGGAAAAGUUUGUGACAAUGGAUGACUGCGAGCGUCUCAAGGAGAUACUACAGACCAAAGGAGGAUAUCUAGACAUGGGUGUUACAUUUUACAUGGAGACUUUCAAAAUCCUAGAAUGUGGGAAUUCAUGUAUCAUACGGUCCAUUGUCGAGUAUAAAGCCCCUGAAGAAGUUGCCGCUAAAGUUUCCAGUCUCAUUAGUGUUGAAGGUCUACUUCUCAUGGCCAAAAUUGUGGCGAAACAUGUUGUUAAGCCUGAAGCUUCUUCUAUUGCUGCCUAAUAUAUAUAACGUUGGCGGUCUAUUGGGGGUGCAUGUACGCAUUUUGUUUCAAGUAUGGUGGAAAUAUAUCCGCAUAUUAU
Papaver somniferum (opium poppy) is the source of this 566-nucleotide messenger RNA. RefSeq names its product S-norcoclaurine synthase 2-like. Lineage: Eukaryota; Viridiplantae; Streptophyta; Magnoliopsida; Ranunculales; Papaveraceae. Gene Ontology annotation, biological process: defense response. The record is from RefSeq and is a predicted model, not a curated record. The transcript is spliced from 2 exons. Bases 1 to 486 code for a protein of 161 amino acids.